Molecule: messenger RNA, 4345 nt
Organism: Physcomitrium patens
Lineage: Eukaryota; Viridiplantae; Streptophyta; Bryopsida; Funariales; Funariaceae
Biological process (GO): protein phosphorylation
Molecular function (GO): ATP binding; protein binding; protein kinase activity
Source: RefSeq, a predicted model, not a curated record
AAGAUUUUCGGAGUGUUGUAUACGUUAAUUUGCUUUUCUUUUUCGUGUUAUUGUUAUUUAAAUGUCGUUUGCGGUGGAGACGAGGUGAUACUUUCCCUUCAAAAGCCUCCUGGCUGGAAUUACUGGAGGGUAGCGUAAACCUCACUGAAACCUGUUGACUCUGGCGGCGGUUCAAGUGUUUGAAAAGCAAUUAAGAAAAAUUCAAUGCCCAGGUAUCCUUCAGUGGUGGGCAAAGGAAUCCUCACAGGUAUUCGGUGAGAAUUCUAAUAAUUGGUUGCCCAUCUUGAGUUUACUUGGCCUGGCCGACUCAACAUUACGAAGUUUGCUGUGAUCAGCAUCUGUGGUGAUGCAAAUCUGAUGCACUUGAUGCGAGGGUAGAAACGCAGGUCUAGAUUCCACCGUGGUUUGUAGAAGUCACUGAGGACUGAGCUGCCUGCAUCAUUUUGCGGAGCUGAACGCAAGGUGCUUCCAUCUACAAUCCGUCUGGUUCCACGAGUCUCAUGUAGCUUCUACUUAAGUUUCCAGGCGCCGACUUGUGAUGGUUUCUGAACUUCACAAGGGUUCAGUGCAGAACUGGAGACAGUCUCUCGAUGCUGAGGUCGGAAGUUUCAGGCUUCUUGCGUUCUCUUCUGGAGAUGCAAAGCUGAUUCUGUAAGGGUGGUUGUAGUUUGAUAAACUAUCUGAUUCAGUUUCUUCUAAUGCACCGGAGGGUUAUAUCUUGCGUAAACGUUUACAGAUCCAUGUUGUCUUCUGAAGGGCUUCCAUUCUUCGAUUUAGCUGGUUUGAAGGCGGCACCUUGACGGAGUCUCACGACAACAAGGCUAUCAACCAGUCGAAGGGGUUCGGCUAGAGUUCGUCAGAGUGGUGUCAGACCGCAAGGAGCGAAGAAGAGACUUUUGUUUUGUUUUGUUUUGUUUUUUUUUUUUGAGUGAUAAUACAGGUCGGGUGAAGUAAGAGGUUUGAGCGCGGCGUUUUGCUGCGGCUGUGAAUCUAGAGAACGAGGUGAAAAUAAGCCGAAAAGAUCAAGCGAGAUGAGAGUUGGUACUCAUUUCCCGGACAGAUGCAACAUAUGACUAAGUGAAUAGUGAACAAUUUUCAGUCGAUUGAAUCUGGGAAAUAUAAAGUCGUGACACCGGCAUGGCUUCGUCUGAAUCGAAAAUACGCAAGGAUUUGGCUGCUUCCUGCGUCCGGCAGUUCUUCACACUUGCGACCUAUUUCGUGCUAACAAUUGGAUUGUUAUCCGUCCACAUUGGUGCGGCUAUUUCUGUAGGUGAAGUAGGAUUGAAACCGAGCACUGGAAGACGAGUGCUGGCCGUGAAUUCGACACGAAGUGUAUUAGAAGAUGGUGAGGCUUUGCUUCAAAUUAAGGCCGCGAUCACCGACGAUCCUACAAAUGCCACAUAUUGGUGGAAGCGCACAGGGGCCAAGCAAACGCUAAAUCCUUGCAGAAUGAAGAACUAUACGAAGCAGUAUUGGCCUGGGAUCGAUUGCACUGACAAAAGAGUGACGUCCAUAAACCUUGCCAACAUGAGCUUGAAGGGUACAUUGAGCCCCUACCUUGGCGCUCUCUCCUCAUUGAAACAGCUCGACUUGUCUAACAAUCUACUUACUGGGGCGAUUCCGGUAGAGCUUGCGCAAGCAACCAAUUUAGAAACCUUAAAUCUUGGCAACAAUCGUCUCGACGGGGAAUUGCCAACUUUCUUGGGGAACAUGAGGAACCUCACUUCAAUAAAUGUAGCAAACAACCUGCUAGUAGGAUCUAUCCCGACGUCGAUCGGCAAUAUGUCAGUCUUGCAAAGGCUCAACAUGUCGACGAAUAACCUCACGGGGCCAAUCCCUGCAGUUUUGAAUCUGUGCGCGAGGCUCACGCUGGUAGACUUAAGCAGGAACGGGCUUCAAGGGCCUGUACCUUUCCAGAGCUUAGGGAAUUUGACGUUGCUCAAUUUGCGAGAGAACGAUCUAACAGGGGAUUUUGUCACGAAGUUGGCAACGUUUCCGAAACUGCAAGACCUGGAUUUAUCGUUUAACAGGCUGACCGGAAGCAUACCGGCCAAUAUUUCAACCCUCCCUCUGACGAACCAGCUCUCCCUGGCGUACAACCAACUUUCUGGAAUGAUCCCAAUCGAAAUCGGCGGGCUGGCGGUCCUACAACGAAUCAAUCUUUCGACAAAUCUGUUCACCGGAAUCUUACCCGAGACUGUGGGCUCACUCUCUGCACUUCGUGAACUUGAUGCAUCCUCCAACCAAUUGAUUGGUCCGCUACCGGAUUCGCUAAGUACUGGUGUGCUUACUUCUUUAGUCGUUCUGAACGUCUCGCGCAAUGCAUUGGGUGGGAGGCUCCCCCAUCUUGCUAGACUUAAAAACACCCUCAGAGUGUUCGACGCAUCUUACAACAAUCUCUCGGGUCCAGUUCCUGACGAUUUCGUUGAUUAUCCCUCGCUUUUGUAUCUCAACGUUUCGCAUAACAACUUGCGAGGAGAUGUUCCAUUCUUUCAAGAGCACGACGGUGUGAAUACGAGCAGCUUCAUCCACAACCAGGUGUGCGGGCGAAACUUUGUGUUAAUAAAAGUUUGUAGAAAUCGAUCAGAGGAGGACCGCUCCAAUUCCAGAAAGAACAACAUGGUUGCAAUAUUGGUGGGAGCAGCAGUAGCGUUUGUGGUGGCGUUUGGGACUGCAGUAUAUUGCUGCAACAAAUCGCUACGACAAAAUAAAACGAUCGCAAAAGACACACCAAAUGUUUCUGUGGAGCUAGGAGCGCAGGUCACCCCAGAGGAUAUCAUGCGCCUCACUAUAAAUUUCAACGAGCAGAACAAGCUCGGUGCUGGAAGCCUGGGCACCGUAUACAGAGCAAUCCUCCCCGACGAGAGUGUGGUGGCGGUGAAGAGCCUGGCCAUCCAGAAUAGCGAAAUCAAUACGAAAGUAGAACAAGCAAUAGCUAAUGGCUUUGAAAGCCUCGGCCAUCUGCGGCACUGGUCGCUCGUCAAGCUGCUGAAUUAUUGCUGCAGUCCUGACAUCAAUGCAAUCGUAAUGGAGUACAUGCCAAAUGGCACGCUCAACAAUAUGUUGUACCCAACGAGUGAUGACCAAUUCGGGAGAGUGUUCAACUGGCAUCUCCGUUUAAACGCAGCCAUCACUAUAGCCGAAGGACUGAACUACCUUCACCACGAGUGUCCUACUCCUACUGUCCAUGGUGAUUUGAAACCGAGCAACAUUCUGUUCAACAUCUUCAUGGAAGCAAGGGUUAGCGAUUUUGGUGUCGCGAAGAUAUUGCGCGAUCAAGGAGUUGGUGCUGGACGGGUAGCUUAUGCCAGUGGCUAUGUGGCUCCAGAAGUUUCAACUGAAGGACCCACGAUCAAGGGCGACGUCUACAGCUUCGGCAUCGUCCUACUGGAAAUGAUCUCUGGCCGGAGUCCUCAAUCUCUUGCAAAUGGGCAAACCUUGCCACGAUGGAUACGAGAAACACUGACGGAUUCCAAAACGCUCCCGAACGUCCUCGAUAAGAUCCUCAAGGAACAAUAUGAGGAGAAGGACCAGAAGAUAUCGAUGGUAGUAGGCGUGGCGCUCAUGUGCACACGCGACAACCCAGAAGAGCGGCCCUACAUCAACGCAGUGCUGAAGGAUCUGAAUCGCAUCAAGGCGAGAACGGAAGCAGGUAGCAGGGCCGGAUCAAUGAGGUGGCGAAGCAGUCCGAGCACGCACAGAAGAAACGAAGAAAUCCGGCAGGAGGUGCCCGGAAUCACCAUGAUACCAUCUCCUCCGAUCACACCCCCAGGCGGUGCUCCACCGCCGCCAUUGCCAAUCAAUGCACUGACUCAUACCCCCUCGCUAUCGAAUUGGACCCCAUCACACGAAAACAGAUGAGCACCAAAUCUCACAACAAUUCUAUUAGAAUUCGCCCAAUCUCACACUCCUCGAGGUAGCUUAUGACCUGCAAUCCAUGAAGCGCCUUCGAGAUCGCUCUGAUUCGGCGACAAUCUCAACAUCUUUCCGAUCCUUGGUGCGAUUGGAUGCAAUUUGGGUAGAAAAACUCGCUACCCACAAUUUGUCCCCUCUGCGUGUAGAAUCAAUUUCAGCAGUAGACUCGUCGAUGUUCGACGGAUGUUUCCGUGGCGCAGCGCAACUGUGAAAACCCUAACUGGGAAUUGUGUAAUGCCGCUUCGCUGCGCCAGACCGUGAUUAACACACGCGAAACACUAAAAAAAUAAUUGUAACAUCGUGCAAAAGACCAAGUUUUAGGGCUUAGUGAGAGUUCUGUUUCUCGUAUGGGUUUGGCACCUCCGAAUUCUGACACUAUGAUUUUUAGUUUCUUCGUUUCUAAUCAAAAUAAUUCUUGUCCCUGGAAACA